Molecule: messenger RNA, 3750 nt
Organism: Lethenteron reissneri (Far Eastern brook lamprey)
Lineage: Eukaryota; Metazoa; Chordata; Hyperoartia; Petromyzontiformes; Petromyzontidae
Product: dystrotelin-like
Biological process (GO): synaptic signaling
Cellular component (GO): plasma membrane
Molecular function (GO): zinc ion binding
Source: RefSeq, a predicted model, not a curated record
AUGGCGACGCGGCGCGGUCGUCGCCAUGGCGACGAGGCCCGGCUCGCCCCGCCCCCUUUCCACAGGUCUCGUCGGUGUGUAAGCCUACUUAACGAUGUUGUCAACUUGGCUUGGCCAUCAUUAAAGCUGGACGCUACCACAAGAGUCGUCGCCAUGAGAGCCUGGCACGGUGACAGCGAUGGGCCGUGGAAGACGAUGGAGACAGACAGGGGAGUCCCAUACUACGUGCAAAGGGGCAGUGGGGCGAGUGGUCAGAUUCACUGGUUCCACCCUUCUUUGCAGGGGGCUCUUGGAGACUUGGAACAGCUGAACGUAAUCCGCUAUGCUGUGUACAGGACGGCCGCAAAAUUGCUGGCACUGCAGAAAUUCUGCUGCUUGCAUCUGGUGAGCGUGUCCACAAUCCUAACGGUGUUCAAUUCCUCCGCCGUGGACUGGGAGAGCGAGCUGAAUGUCCGGCAAGUGUACCAACUACUGCGGCAAGUGCACGGCAUGGCCAGCAGAGAGCAGCCCAUGCCGCAUGUUGAUGGGGAACUUGCGAGCGAGCUCACCCUCAACCUCCUACUUGCCAUAUGUGACAGUGAGCGGAGUGGCCAGGUGUCUCCCCGCUCCAUGUGGAAUGCCCUGCUGCUCCUCUCCACCGGGCAGCUGACUCACAAAUACAGAGCUCUUUAUUGGGCCAUGCUGCACAACCAUCAGGGCAAGAGAGAUGUUGCGGCUGGAGUGAGCAAGUCCGCUGUCAGGACCUUCCUACAGGACACUAUCCAGCUGUUGGCACUGCUGGGGGAGGGGUGUGCGUUUGGGACGGCUGAAAUGGCGGUGACCAGCCUCUUCCAUGCCGAGUCUGUCGGCAGCAUCACAGAAUCUCAGUUUUUAGGGUGGUGCCUCUCUGAGCCGCAGCUCUUCCUCUGGUUGCCUGCAAUGUACCGGAUGAUGAAGGCUGCGGGGAGCAUUCAUGAGGCCAAGUGUAACAUUUGCAAAACUUGCCCAAUUGUGGGUCUCAGGUUCUGCUGUUUGUGCUGCUGGAACUUGGACUUGUGCCAGAACUGUUUCCUGACUGGGCGGGACACUGGGUGGCAUGCGCCCUCGCAUCCCGUCAUGGAGAGCUGCACCUCGGGUGGAGUGUGGAGUGACGUUCGGCUGUGCCUGAGGAAGGUGAGGAACAUUGUUCUAGGCGAGCGCUGUCGCACGAAGGAGGCGUGGAGACGUGCUCGCCUCUGCCCGUCCUCUCCACUCAGCGCAGGACCAUCUCAGUCGGUUGCGACUGGCGAGGUGGCAGUGGCCCCUUCUCGUGGCCACUGCAUGGACCCCUCGGCAGGGUCCCCCUACAGGGCGGCCGGGGGCCUCCCCCUGAACAGGCACGGCUCUGAGCCACUCCAGCAGCAGGCGCAUUCUGUGUCUGCAGAAGUGUUGGCCAAGGUGGAGCUUCAGGAAGGACGGCGAGAGAUGAGUCCCAGACCUCGACCCACACAAGAGUGCACACGGCAGCGUCCAGUGCUCGGCCACAAUGCACACCACAAGGCGAAGGGCGUCAUCGCACGCCACCCUGCACUGCAAACGGGGCACGCCAGCAAAGGGAAGCAACGUCUGGCUGUGGCGGCCAGGGAGAGCGUUGUGUUCAGUGCAGUAGUGGCCAGAUCUGGUGAAGAUACCCUGGUUCAUCCUACCUCCGUUGUUCCUGCUACCUCUCGGCAUUGCCCCAGCGAAACAGGCAGCCACCAGCAGCAACCACAUGCGUGUUCUGCCUUACAUGGCUACAGCAUUGAGCCUCACAAGUCUGAGUGUUGUGGCUCACAUAAGCGACUUGGUAGCAAGAGACGGGAUCUGAACACAGAUAAGAGACAGUCCCCCAGGAAGCAGCUCAUAUCGUCUCCUAAACAAAUUCUGCCGAGCGAGCGAGACCUUUUCGUGGAAAAGCCAAAUCCCGGUGGCAGCUGGGAAUGCUGCACUCAGGAGCGGAGCGCAGAGCAACAAUCCAGAGGGUCCUUCCACGAAGUGGAGGAACUCAUUGCUAAACUGGAGGACGCUCUUGUACUUAAAGCUACGUCAGGGUGCUCUAUGGCAAGACGUAAAUUUUUGGUGGCAGCUACGAACAUGGAGACAACCUUUUCCCAACUGGUGGACACCAUGGCUUGUCAGGCAGGCCCUGAGUGCACAUGUGCCGCCUGAUUAGUUGUGUCUGUUCACAAAUAUGUCACUUAACGAGGUUUCAUAGAUGUAGAACACUCGUAAAUGAGCACUGUUAGCCAAGAUGACCCAAUUUCGUUUGUAGAGUAAAAAACUGAAGUGUAAACAUCCUGAAAAGUAGCAGUUGUGUAUGAAUUUAAGAUGUGAAAGAGAUGUUAUAGAGUUAAAACUUGUGAAGAAACAAGCUGCAUUUUAAGAGUACAUGAAAGGCAUUCAUAUUUAUUUUUAGAAAACAUUACAUUUUAAAUUUGUUCCGCAUAAAUAUGUGUUAAGGUCAGUAUUUACAAUUUAUAGGCCACAGGAAGAUUUGUGAAAAGUGUUAUUACCUUAGUUUGGCACUCUUAGUUAUACUAAACUAUCUGAAAAACAAAAAACACCUCGAAACAUUCAAACAUUUUCACACUUUACAUGAGUUAAAGAGAAACUUGAGAGCAUAAGAAUAACAAUGUCAUGGCAUCCUGUAGAGAUAGAAUGUUGAAAUUGGCUCGUGGUGUGUAGGAACGAAUUGCAUUGUCGCAAGACUGUGAGAGAUGGCGACAUCUUGGGCAUGCAUUCAUCCAGCAGUGGAUAGAUCAAGGCCGAUGAUGAUGUAGAUCGCAUCUCUGGGAACGACCUGCAGGGUCUGAUUCUGGUGUGACAUUGACUCAGGAACGUGUCGACAAAAGCCAUCGGCCAGUCUCGCCAAAAUUAUGAAUCGGGCGCUUCGAAAUGAAUCUCUGUCUUUAUCGCCCACGUAAGAGAAGCUGUCAGGAUAUUCUGUAACACUUCAUUCCACUUCUCCAUAGAGGUCGUCGUUGAAGUAGACAUCUUCAUUCCUGCGAGGUUGCGCUUCUGCAUUUCCAGAUACUGGCAACAUACGCACAACCACACACAGACCAUAUAUGACCAGACGCACCUACAAAUACAAACACUUACAUCUACAGCAGAACGUCACUUGAAUGUGUGCGGAAAGAAUGAUUUGUCAGUAACUGCUGACACGCAGCCGUAGUAAUAAUAACAACAACAAUGCGAGUGGAUGCUGGCCACGGAUUCCGGAGUGAAGAAGCACACUCGAGAUACCCAUUGGGUUCUGCUCGCUUUGCGUUGGUCCAGCUUGCUCUUUUGAAUGGUAAAUGGACGACCCUCAUCUUAGUUUAUAAGCCAUUCUGCUCCACUUUUAAGUCUUCUCAAUUACAUGUUGAAAACCCUCUAGAAAUUCCCAGUUUCAAGUACAGAUUAUGGAAGAAUGGCUUUUUAAAUAACUGUCCCUGAGAGUGUAAAAAAACAGGGCUUAAGGUGAAAUCUUAUGUCCCAUGUCUGGAAUUACUUGACAGUUCAGUCCUCCAUAUUCACUAUGCUCAAUAUUCUAAUGAGUCGCUCAAGUUUCCACAUUUACCAUUUCAAUAUUGUCUGAUUUGAUGCAUGAUGCACAGUCAAUGUAGUCAACAUAACCUUUGUGUAUUGUAUUUUGUCAUGUGUAAUUAUUACUGUACCUUGUUUUGUGUCUGAAAAAAAACCUUGUACACACUUUGAGAAUGCCAAGCCGCUGUUGUACUGCCCUUUUGUUAAACUUGAUAUUCACCCGUA